Danio aesculapii is the source of this 1666-nucleotide messenger RNA. RefSeq names its product zinc finger protein-like 1 (gene zfpl1). Lineage: Eukaryota; Metazoa; Chordata; Actinopteri; Cypriniformes; Danionidae. Bases 107 to 1060 code for a protein of 317 amino acids. The transcript has 9 exons. Gene Ontology annotation, cellular component: Golgi apparatus. The record is from RefSeq and is a predicted model, not a curated record.
CGGAAAGGACGUGGCAACAAAGCAACCAAGGGAGAAGUGGUAAUGAUUCUUUGAGAAAUACUUAAUUAUUUGAGAAAGAGUUAACCUCUUCGUCUUGGGAGACACCAUGGGCUUGUGCAAGUGCCCUAAGAAGAAGGUAACAAACCUGUUCUGCUUUAAACACCGUGUCAACGUGUGUGAGCACUGUCUAGUGUCUAAUCACAACAAGUGUAUUGUACAGUCAUACCUACAGUGGCUACAAGACAGUGAUUACAACCCCAACUGCAGUCUGUGCAUCCAACCCUUAGAUUCCCAGGAUACUGUUCGACUAGUUUGUUAUGAUUUGUUCCACUGGUCUUGUCUGAAUGAGUUGGCCUCUCAUCAACCUCUCAACACGGCACCGGAUGGAUACCAGUGCCCAACAUGCCAGGGUCCUGUGUUUCCACCCCGAAACCUGGCUAGUCCUGUUGCUGACAUGCUCAGAGAACAGCUGUCCUCUGUGAACUGGGCUAGAGCAGGAUUAGGUCUUCCACUGAUUGAAGACCCUCAAGAGGAGGAAACUACGACACAUAGUGGUUCUUCUUACUCUGAAUGGUCAACUUUUGAGACUACUUCAGUGGAUAUCACGAUGUCAAACCCCACACUCACCAGUCUACCACCCCAUCAGGAUGUGGAGCACAUCUAUAAUAAUAGAGAACAGAGUGCCCCAAAUAACACUGUGUUCAAUAUGACCACCACCUCUGCCACAGACUCAAUCACCAUUAACACAGUUACUUCCCCAAGGAAGCUGUAUGACACACGUGAUUUAGGACACAGUGCAGUCAUGCAGAUUGAUUUUGAUGAUGAUAAAUACCGCAGACGGCCUGCACUUAGCUGGUUUGCACAGGUGCUAAAGAAUUGUACUAGCUCUAAGAAAAAGACACUCGCACUGAAACAUCGAAUCUUCUUGUUGCUGCUGGUUGGAGUGAUCGGUUUCUUCACCCUCAUCAUCAUCAUGGCCAAACUGGGUCGGGCCUCUGCUGAAACAGAUCCAAAUCUGGAUCCUUUGUUGAAUCCCAACAUCAGGAUAGGCAAUAUGUGACCGAUCUACCCCAGCUAAAAUUCAUGGAUUGAUAUUACUGAUAUUGGGGGAGUUUCCUCAAACACCAUGCUCUGGAUGACAUGCACCCAUUCUGUGCCAGGCCGCACACCACACGUCAGCUUAUUGAUGAAGAGGAGAGAUUGAUGAAGCCAAUUAUGAUAUAGGAAUGGUUAGGAAGCCAUGUUGGACAGAAGCUGGUGGGUACAUUUAGCCAAGAUGCUGGGACAGAAAAAUUUUCUUUUUUAAAUGAUAAAUUUAAUUUAAGAAAAGUUAUGCAACCAAGAGAAUGUCUUUUCCCAGAAUAGACUCUUUUUCACAAUGACGUCACUUCCGCCUUUCCACAACACAGUUUAUUCAUAGUUCAGUUUUUAUCUUUGAAUGGGAUACUUCUCUGGAAAAUUCACAACAAAUUUAAGAUAUUAAAAUUAACUUAUUGGGCAUUGUCCAAAUGUUUCUUUUUCAAUACUGAACUGCUUUCUGAGUUUGAAAAUUAUUAUGUUUCCUCAAGUUAUUAAGAAUAGGAGUAACUUAUUGUUUAUUAGGAAAAGUAUAUAUUUACAAGCUUUUCAUCAUUAAAUCAGUCCAUUUCCUCAAUACUGAAUUUAU